Molecule: messenger RNA, 1068 nt
Organism: Arthroderma uncinatum
Lineage: Eukaryota; Fungi; Ascomycota; Eurotiomycetes; Onygenales; Arthrodermataceae
Product: Cytochrome P450 oxidoreductase GliF
Exons: 6
Coding region: 1-1068 (355 amino acids)
Molecular function (GO): heme binding; monooxygenase activity; oxidoreductase activity, acting on paired donors, with incorporation or reduction of molecular oxygen
Source: RefSeq, a predicted model, not a curated record
AUGAAGCCUGGUCUUAUUCAAGGGUCAAAAUUGUAUCCGGGUCAGCCCUAUGAGAUCCAGGUCCCUGCACAGCGCAUGAUAAUUCUCCCACGGCAACAUCUGGAUGAGGUGAAGAACUUUCCUGAUAGUCAGAUGAGCUUCAAGGCUUUGGUCAAGGAUGCGAUGGCUGGGGAGUAUACGAUGAUUGCAACCCACGAUCAGAGCCUCGCUACUGCCCUCAGACGUGAUCUGACCCAAAACAUAGUCCAUGCUCACGAACUCCUACAAGAUGAAGUGGUUUCUGUAGUUGAGGAGCAUCUAGGGUUCUGUGGAAAUGAUUACGUACCGGUGCAACUUUUGCCUAAACUUCUUGAGAUGGUUACCUCGAUGACAAGCUCUGUCCUUGUUGGCUCGCCGCUUUGUCACAAUAAAGAAUGGUUGAAAUGCAUGAUGAAAUACACGGAAGACGCUUUCAAGGCCGGGAUGAUUCUGCACAUGACACCGCGCAUAGUGCAUCCCCUUUUGAACUGGUUCCUCCCCGAGCUACGGGCUGUCCGGCGGCACUAUUCCACGGUCAAAAGAUUACUUGCACCAGUACUUCAGGAGCGCAUUGAGAGACUGAGUAAUCCUGGAUUCCAGCCACCACGCGAUAUCAUCCAAUCUUUCAUAGAUAUCAACGAAGUGAAAGGAAAGUCUUUAGAUUUUCAAGCCACAAAUCAGCUCAUGGCCGCUUUUACCGCAAUGCAUACAACCUCAAUGAAUGCAUGUCAUGCCUUGUUCCACCUGGCUGCGGCACCAGAGUACAAUGGCCCUUUAAGAAAGGAGCUUGAAACAGUUAUAGCUGAGGAAGGGGGUAUCACAUCAAAGUCUGCGAUGAUGAAACUCCGAAAGUUGGAUUCGUUCCUAAGAGAGACCCAGCGCUUAAAUCCGUCUUCUUUUGUUGGUAUGGAGCGCAAGGUGUUGGCUACUACAGAGCUUUCUGACGGUACAAUCCUCCCGGCUGGAUCUAUACUUGGAUUCAACUCCCUUGAAAUCAACUAUGAUCCGCUAUUGUGGGAAAAUGCAGAAAAGUUUGAUGGAUUCAGGUAA